AUGUGACUUAACAGGAAGUCAAUAUAUUUGGUUCACGUUGUAGCCCAUGCAUGCUUUCACGUUGGCAAGUGAACGCACAUCUAGUGGAGAAGUAUUUCCCCCUUUAUAAAAAGUGACAUAAAUUCACAGAUUUGAUCUAACAACAAUGGGCGGACAAGCAAAAUCUAAAAAGAAAAACAAAGCUAAGAGAAAAGACACUAAACCAACUGGAGGUGCCUUGAUGUCACCACAGGAGAGAAUGAAAGCCAAGAUGCAGGAAAGAGCCAAAAAGAAAACAGCUGGAAAAUACACAACUGAUCAACUAAUUGAAAAGACUGAAGAGUGUAUAGACAACUUUGACUUUGACAUGGCCAGGCUGUACUGUCAGCGAGCGCUGGAUAUUGAACCCACUAACCUGACCCUCCUGGACAUGAUGGGGAACAUCUGCACUGAGCUGGGAGAUAUAGAGAAAGCUAAACAGGUGUAUCUGAAGGCUGUGGAGCUCAGUCCAGAGGAGGGCCACAGUAAGUACAUGUACCUGGGGCAGAUUCACACAGGCAUAGAGGCUGUACAAUACUUCAGUAAAGGAACUGAGGUCAUGCUCAACGUCAUGGACAAACACACCAAUGAGGCUAGUGCAUUUGGAGCGGCUGCAUUGCCAUCUGUCUGUGCCGUCUCAAAGAAGGACAUGUCUGUGGCCUUCUGUUCCAUCGCUGAGAUCUUCUUCACAGAUCUCUGCAUGGAGGAGGGCGCUGCUGACUGUUGCAAAGAGGCCAUCGACAAAGCUUUACAGUACGACGAGCACAACCCUGAAGCUCUGCAGCUGAUGGCCAGCUACCUGUUCAGCAUCGAGAAAACUGAGAGCAACAUCCCGCCUUAUGAAUCCAGAAUAACAACAGCCAAACUGCUGAUCGAGGCCGAAGAAUGUGAGAGUUCUCCCGAGUUCCUCUCCAGUCCUCAGCCCAGAAACAGCUUCACUCUCAGGCCCACCGGCCGCUCCACUCUCAAGCCCGCCGGCUGCUCCACUGUCAAGCCCUGUGAUGCCAGCUCCAAUCUCCUUAACCUCAAACCAAAAGAGAAGCAUGAGGAAGAGACUGUUUUCAACCCGGAUCCGCUCUCUUGA
This is a messenger RNA of Sinocyclocheilus rhinocerous, 1102 nucleotides long. Its product is annotated as probable assembly chaperone of rpl4. The record is from RefSeq and is a predicted model, not a curated record. Gene Ontology annotation, molecular function: phosphatidylinositol binding; protein binding. Gene Ontology annotation, cellular component: membrane. Bases 146 to 1102 code for a protein of 318 amino acids. Lineage: Eukaryota; Metazoa; Chordata; Actinopteri; Cypriniformes; Cyprinidae. The transcript has 8 exons. Gene Ontology annotation, biological process: determination of ventral identity.